Molecule: messenger RNA, 2126 nt
Organism: Procambarus clarkii (red swamp crayfish)
Lineage: Eukaryota; Metazoa; Arthropoda; Malacostraca; Decapoda; Cambaridae
Source: RefSeq, a predicted model, not a curated record
GGUCGGGAUAAUUUUUAACUAUCUUCUUGUGUAGGAAAGAAAGAAACAUGAUACAUCCACACCUAUACUGAAAGGGGGAUCCCUGCUGUGGCCUGGCGUCCGGGGGCUCCACUGGACCUACCAUCCGGUGAUGUCACCCCAAGUCACUCCUUAGAUCAGCAGCGUGGAUGACGGACUUGUGAGCGGCGCUCUACCCGCUCUCCUGCGUCUUGUCACCCUGGGUCGUGAGUGGUAUUUGAGGAGACCUCGUGGCUGUCGUUCACGACUCCCGACCUGAAUGUAUGUUGCCAAACACCAGUUAACCCUACCUCCAUUACUCUCGUCCAUCCCUUACCAUCAUUUUUGCCGUCUUCCAUACAAUGUGUGAAUCUGGUUCUCCGUGUCGUGGCCCAUCUACACCCACGAAUGACUGGCCUGUACCCACACCGAACACGCUCCAGGACCCACGUCCGCUCACACCUGACGCAGCUGUGUGUCAUCAGGCAGCAGUGUCCACCGAGGCGGGUGACGGUGAAGGUAUGGGCGAGGAGGAAGGUUGUACAGUAAGGGGCGGCAGCAAGUGGUGGGAGUGGUCAGUUCCCUGGCCUGGAGUCCCCAAGGUCAACCAAGUGUCGCACUUACCCUUACCGUCGUGUGUGAUGGUGGAAGUAGAGAUAAAGGAAGCUCCCGGCUGGAGUGGCCUUCUCCACCGCCCUCCACCACCUAACACUGAGGACCGUCCAAACACGGCGGUCAACUACAACACGCUAGGACCUCUCUCAGGUCGAAACCAGUGUCAGAGUCGGAAGUUAUCGCCUCUUAUUUUCGGACCUCUUCAUAAUAUAUAUACGAAAGAUGGCCAGGAGUACUACACUCUCCCGAUUAUCCAAGAGGCGCCAUCCGAGGUUAGAGAGAGUAGAGAAGCUCCGUACCAGGCAAUACCGGGAGUCCUGGUGACAUCUUCUGAACCGGGGAACAUUGUCGACUCUCACCAGCAGCAUGAUGUACCAAGAGUCCAUAUGAUGCACGAGUACCAAGCAUUACCAACCCAAGUAAUGUGUUCUGAAGUGGAGGGCACAACCAGCUCUCAUGAGUACCAUGCGACACUGGCGCUCAAGCAAGAGAGAAGUGACUACCAGCCCCAGUUGACGAUUGGGCAAACACUGUUCGAGGAGAAGUUUGCUGGAGACAGUUUGAUCGUGUGUGAAGAGUCAUGGUGGGAUCCCCAGGAGGGAGAUCUUUCUUCUCCCACACUGUACGCGCACACAGGUCACACUUCUCUCCAUCUUAUUCCAACUCAGAACAGUAAGGGUGUGGCAGGAAGUGCGGAAGAAGGAGUGCAGCAGCAGACGUGGGGACACCUCAAGGAGGAGGAGGAGAAGGGAGAGGAAGACGACUGUGGCUAUCAUGACCGACCAGUUGUACACUCUCUUAGUCCUGACCAACACUACGUCUCUUCUUCAACCUGCUACACCACCACACACUUUGGUGGAGCGGUGGAGAGAGCGUCAGAGGAAGACGCCUUGACAUGUUUACACCCGGAAUACACGCCUCACCACCACGUGUCCAGCGCAGAUUUGGAGAUGGAGGUGCACCAGUACCGCCUCCUCCUGCGCCUCCACCAAGCAGCUUCCACCAUCACCACCCGUAUCCACUACAAGUUCCCAACGCUCUAGUUAACCAUUCCCGCCUUUGACAUUUGCCAGCAUGUGGCAUUCUAGUGUUCAUCAACUCACAAGUUACCUGUAAGCCACAAUGCCUGAGGCUAUACCAUACACGUUAGCAUCCAUGCAUCAAUUAAGUGAUUUCUAAUCACUUAAUUGAUGCAUUUCAAACGUAUUUCUAAUUAUCCAAUAAUUGUAAACAAUUUCUGUAUAUGGAAUAUUUGAGUUAAAUUGCUUUUGUUAAUAAUUUGAUACAGUAGUGUGUUUAGGUUCAUGUGAUGACACUGGGAAAUUAUCUAGAAAAAUGCAACUUUAAAUUAGUUUAGUUCAGAAUUUAACGUCAUAUUAAAAGCAUCUCCGAUGACGAUGGGAACUUACGGAAGUAAUUCUCAAAAAAAGGCGCCAUGCCGAGGAGUCUAUGUAGCAGGUAACUUACGGAAGUGUUGCUAUGUUCAGUAAACAUUAAGGCAUUAACCACUCAAA